AUGAGCCAAACUAACCGUCAGUUAUCUUGGAGCAACAUGUGGCCAGGGGGGGAGAGAAUCACAACGGGCGACGGUGUGUGCGCUCCCAGCAUGGCGCUAAAAACUGAAGAAAGUCGCCUCUAUUUGACCAAAAACUCAACUGGAAACGGUGUCGGACAGCUGAUAGAAGCCAACAAUGCAGACGCAAACACUUACGGCUCCGGACACAUUAACGCGCUGGCCCGUGCCAUGGAAACACAGCGCUGUCACACUGCUGCUGCUGCUCAGGAGGAGCUGUUAAACGCUGACUGCCGAGUGGGCGACGGUCGAGCUUUUUCUGCCUGCGCCACAAUCUCGGAAACAGCCCGAGAGCUGUGCAAAGCCGUGUCCGUGUCUCUGGGACUGGCCACGGAGUCCGCUGACACGAGCGACAUGGACGCCGCGCUCACACCGUGCGUCUCAAGUGACCAAAUGCGAGGGGACUAUGUGUUUGGAGUCGGAACCGGAACCGGGUCACUGAACUGUCCCGCAGCUCAGGGUGCUGCCAACACCGAGUACAGGUGUUCCUCCGACCGGGACGGCCACAAGCAACUGGUGGAAAUGUUCAAAAGUUCCGAGACUGCUGCGCGUCUGCAACACCUUGCAUCCACUCGGACGUCCGCGGACGAGCACAACUUCCCGCCGUGCGAGGAGGCUGACGACAGAACUCCACAAGACAUAGAUCACCUGGACACAGCGCGUGCUGCCUCGUGCCCUUAUGCCCCGUCCGCGCCAGGCGACCUGGCACACUUUGGCCAGCCGGCUGCGGAGCGACCUCCAUGCAGAGGCUACAACAAGCCCGCCGAGGAAGCGAGAGACUUCGGGGAAGUCAUGGAGAACACGUUCGGCGGUUACCAGCCCGCAGAACAAUACAGCAGCGUCAAAGUGAAGUGCGAGGACGGUGAACCUGGCGGGGCGUUGUGGGGCAGUAACUACACGUUUAAUGACAAGUGCAACACUCAGUGCUGGGGCUCCAGGCAGUGCGUAAAUGCGCACAGCGCGGGCACCAACACGUUCAUAUGUAAUCCAUAUGAACGGAGCGUCAUGCGUCCUGAGCAGUGGUACCCGGGCGGGAUGCUGAGGCCGCCUUAUCCCAACUCCAACUACGUGAAGGCUGAAGUCGGAGAGUGGCUGGAUGUCGCCUACAAUGACAACAGGUUCGAGGCUGGCAGAGAGCACAUGUUCCCAAUGGAGUUCUUCUUUCCACCACAGAGGACGUGCCUGAUCUGUUCAGACGAAGCAUCUGGCUGCCAUUACGGUGCGCUCACCUGUGGCAGCUGCAAGGUUUUCUUCAAAAGAGCUGCAGAAGCAGGCAAACAGAAAUACCUGUGCGCAAGCAAAAACGACUGCACCAUUGAUAAGCUAAGAAGAAAGAACUGUCCGUCUUGUCGGCUGAAGAGGUGUUUCGAAGCUGGGAUGACUCUCGGAGCACGUAAACUGAAGAAGAUUGGACAACAGAAGAACCCUGAAGAGGAUCCUCCUUUUCAGGACCCUUCAGAGGUCAUCCAGAACUUCUCUCCUAAAUCAGGCCUGAACUUCAACUCCCAACUGGUCUUCCUCAACAUCCUGGAGUCCAUUGAACCCGAGGUGGUGAAUGCAGGCCACGACUACGGCGAGCCAGACUCAGCCGCCACGCUGCUCACCAGCCUCAACGAGUUGGGAGAGAGACAACUGGUCAAAGUGGUCAAAUGGGCAAAAGGAUUGCCAGGUUUUAGAAAUCUUCACGUGGACGACCAAAUGACUGUCAUUCAACAAUCAUGGAUGGGGGUAAUGGUGUUCGCCCUGGUAUGGAGGUCCUAUAAGAACGUCAACGGCAGGAUGCUUUACUUCGCCCCGGAUCUCGUGUUCAACGAACAUCGGAUGCACAUUUCCACCAUGUAUGAGCACUGCAUACGGAUGAGACAUCUUUCGCAGGAGUUCCUGCUGCUGCAGAUCACUCAGGAAGAGUUCCUCUGCAUGAAGGCCUUGCUCCUCUUCAGCAUUAUGCCAGUUGAGGGUUUGAAGAGUCAGAAGUACUUCGAUGAAUUGCGUCUCACCUACAUCAACGAACUCGACCGCCUCAUUAACUAUCGAAUGGCGACCAGCUGUCCUCAGAGGUUCUACCAGCUCACCCGACUCCUGGACUCUCUCCAGAUGACGGUAAAGAAGCUCCAUCAGUUUACAUUUGACCUUUUUGUCCAGGCUCAGUCGCUCCCCACGAAGGUCAGCUUCCCAGAGAUGAUUGGAGAAAUAAUCUCAGUACAUGUACCGAAGAUCCUGGCAGGUUUGGCUAAACCCAUCUUGUUUCACGAGUAGAAGGAUUUUUUUUAUUUAUCAGAAAGUGACUCAUCUGUCCUGUAAUCAUUAUUUUGUUGCUCAAGUUUUUUUUUGUUCCUUUUAGCCAUAAUUGAGAUUGUUUGUUCAGAACUGUUAAAGCUUUUAUCUGAAGCGUUGCAAGGCGUCACCUGUUGACAGCUCUGCUAUUUCUGAGUGGACAGUUUGUGUUUUCAGCCGGAGCAGAGAUGCUACUUUACAUACGCAGUAAGUCUGUAAAUCAUGAUUACAGCAGCCUAAAAGUAGCAGGGUUAAAAACAUUUUUUGCAAGUUUUGCAUGUGACCUUCAUUAUACAUAAACUUGACAAAGUAUUCAUAAAUACAAAAAAACAGACAGCCCAAAGAGCAGAUGAGAAUUGGAUUACAGAAAUAAACAAAUACUUGUUUCCCA
Messenger RNA from Sebastes umbrosus (honeycomb rockfish), 2722 nucleotides. Its product is annotated as androgen receptor-like. Gene Ontology annotation, biological process: male gonad development; regulation of DNA-templated transcription. The coding region runs from base 1 to 2313 and encodes 770 amino acids. The record is from RefSeq and is a predicted model, not a curated record. NCBI's taxonomy places the organism in Eukaryota, Metazoa, Chordata, Actinopteri, Perciformes, Sebastidae. The transcript has 9 exons. Gene Ontology annotation, molecular function: DNA-binding transcription factor activity; sequence-specific DNA binding; zinc ion binding.